AUGGCGACUCCGAGAGCACUCGCCCUCUGCGUCCUGCUGGCGAUGGCCGUCGCCAACACCGAGGCGGCGUCAGUCGUCGUCGGCCUGGCCAAGUGCGCCGACUGCACCAGGAAGAACAUGCAGACCGAGGAAGCCUUCAAGGCUGUGCAGGUGGCGAUCAAGUGCAAGAACAGCGCCGGCGAGUACGAGAGCAAGGCGGUGGGCGGCCUCGACGGCACCGGCGCCUUCAGCGUGCCCCUGGCUGCCAACCUCCACGGCGCCGACUGCGUCGCUCAGCUCCACAGCGCCGUCUCCAACGCGCCCUGCCCCGGCCAGGAGCCGUCCAAGAUCGUGCCGGUGUCCGAGGGCACCACGUACGGCGUCGUCGCUGGCGAGAACGCCGCCACGCCGUCUGCCGCAUCGCCGGAGUGUGCGUCCAUGACCCUAUGCGGGCCGAUCAAGAAGCACAUCAUCGAGCACUUCCACCACAAGAAGCCUGUGCCGCCGAAGCCGGAGCCCAAGCCCCAGCCCCACCCGGACUACGGCCCCGUGCCCAAGCCCGAGCCCAAGCCGCAGCCCCACCCGGACUACCACCCAGUCCCUCCCACCCCCACCUACGGCGGAGGCGGCGGCGGUGGAUACCACGGACACCACUGA
Triticum turgidum subsp. durum (durum wheat) is the source of this 636-nucleotide messenger RNA. NCBI's taxonomy places the organism in Eukaryota, Viridiplantae, Streptophyta, Magnoliopsida, Poales, Poaceae. The record is from the annotation of a GenBank genome assembly.